Molecule: messenger RNA, 429 nt
Organism: Prorocentrum cordatum
Lineage: Eukaryota; Dinophyceae; Prorocentrales; Prorocentraceae
Source: the annotation of a GenBank genome assembly
AUGCCCUGCCACUGGUGGCGGGCGGCCGGUGCCCCAGCGUGUCGGAAGGGCACGCUGCGUCGCCCGGGCGGGAGAGGCCUUCCCCUGCGUCCCCCAGACGAGGGGCGGAAUCUGCCGUGGCUUGACCGGGAGCAUGCGCCCCUGCCCUCGCCGGGCUCCGAGGAACCCGCCCCCCUUGAAGGGAGAAGGAGGACCCAGCGGAGGACUGAACAGGAGGAGCAGGAGGAGGAGGAGGAGGAGGAGGCGGAGGAGGAGGACGCGAACCUUUCGCAAGAGCUGCUGCAAGCAGGGACGCUGAAUAGGGGACGAAGCCCCUACCUGGCGCCCAACGGCGCCUGGGUGCACGAGGAGGGCCAGAGGGGCAGCCGCGGAGUGACCGAAGGACCAGGCCUCGCGGCAUUCCCGCCUCGGCCCCGCUCCCGGGCCUAG